Suillus subalutaceus is the source of this 333-nucleotide messenger RNA. RefSeq lists its product as uncharacterized. The coding region runs from base 1 to 333 and encodes 110 amino acids. Lineage: Eukaryota; Fungi; Basidiomycota; Agaricomycetes; Boletales; Suillaceae. The record is from RefSeq and is a predicted model, not a curated record. The transcript has 2 exons.
AUGUCUAUGAAUGGCGAGAAGUGCAUGGAUGAAUUUGAAUGUGACUCACGUGCGUGCGCUUCUUCAAAACUUCGGUUACACGGAUUCGAGCUACAUUUCAACUGCUUCGCUGCCCACCUCUUUCGGGAAUCUGCAAGUCCAGAUCCUACUGUUGUCGUGGGAGAAAGCAACGAGGAGACGGGUACCACGGAUGAAAACUACCUCAUUCACCAAUUUCUCAUGACCCUUAACCGUCAGUUCGAGUCUAUGAGGCAUUUUCCUUUUGAGUUGGCGCUUGGGACGCUACUUUUCAGCAGGAGCGUCGACGAGGGAGGGGUUACUUGCGUGCACUAA